GGGGAAGGGAUUUUAACCGCGCACAGAUAACCGGGAAUAGCGGAGUGGAUCUGAGCCUGUAUGUGUGCUCCAUCUCUCUCAGGCUCCGUUUGUAUUUGCAUCUGUCCUCUGGUCUCUCCAGCUGGCCCAGUCCCACAUAUUACAAUUGCGUUCACGGGGUAGUCCGGGCGUUGGUAGUUCCCUCCCUCCCGAAGGCGGAGCCCGGUCCGGGGAAUCAAUCCACAGUGACAGGCUGUUCCCUCUGAACAGGCCUGACUUCCUCCAUCUUUGGACUCGGAGUUGUUGGUCAGGAAUCCCUCUCUCUGUGCUCGUCCUUCGUCCGGUUUCAUCCCGUCCUGCGCCAUGGAUCUGGAGCUUUACCUCGACCUGCUGUCCCAGCCCUGCCGCGCCGUCUACAUCUUCGCCAAGAAGAACAACAUCGCCUUUGACUUCAAGUUCGUCAGUCUAAGGGCAGGGCAGCAGUUCAGCGAGGAGUUUGGCAAAGUGAACUUGCUCCGACGGGUGCCUGCUUUGAAGGAUGGUGACUUCAUCCUGGCUGAGAGUGUGGCCAUCCUGAAGUACCUGGCUGGUAAAUACCGGACCCCCAACCACUGGUACCCCUCCGAUCUGCAGCUGAGAGCCCGUGUGGACGAGUACCUGGCCUGGCAGCACACGGCCAUUAGGUUCCAAGGAUCAAGGCUCUUCUGGUUCAAGGGUCUGCUCCCUCUGCUGACGGGCCAGCCAAUUCCGAAGGAGCAGCUGGAUGAGGCGGUGGAGGACCUGCAGAGUUCAAUUCAGCUGUUGGAAGACAAGUUCCUCCAGGACAGGCCAUUCAUCGUAGGGAACGAGGUGUCCCUGGCCGACCUCUUCGCAAUCGUGGAGCUGAUGCAGCCCGUGAGUGUUGGGUUUGACCCAUUUGCUGAUCGGCCCAAGCUAGCUGCCUGGCGGGAUCGAGUCAAGGCAGCCCUGGGUAAGGAGUUGUUUGAUGAGGCCCAUGAGCAGCUCAUGAAGAGUGGAGAAGCUCCAAGUACUUUGGACCUCCAGUCCCCUGCAAUGCAACGUCUAGCAAAAAACCUGAAGAAACGAUACAAGUGAUGGAGCCAAGCAUCUGCUCUCUCCAAAUAUUUCCUCCAAUGAAAUAAAGAGCUGAAAAGAGA
This is a messenger RNA of Hypanus sabinus (Atlantic stingray), 1136 nucleotides long. Its product is annotated as glutathione S-transferase theta-3-like. Gene Ontology annotation, molecular function: glutathione transferase activity. Gene Ontology annotation, biological process: glutathione metabolic process. NCBI's taxonomy places the organism in Eukaryota, Metazoa, Chordata, Chondrichthyes, Myliobatiformes, Dasyatidae. The transcript has 5 exons. Gene Ontology annotation, cellular component: cytoplasm. The coding region runs from base 343 to 1074 and encodes 243 amino acids. The record is from RefSeq and is a predicted model, not a curated record.